This is a messenger RNA of Neolamprologus brichardi, 2421 nucleotides long. The record is from RefSeq and is a predicted model, not a curated record. NCBI's taxonomy places the organism in Eukaryota, Metazoa, Chordata, Actinopteri, Cichliformes, Cichlidae.
ACCACGUACACCGAUGCAUCCAUAGCAUCGAGCUCUCUUGGCUGGAUUGCUAACGGUCUGUCAGGUAUCACACAUUGGGCUUGAAGGGGGAAGAGCAGCGGUGGAGAAGAAGGGCGACCCAAGCGCCGCUACGAAAUGGCCGGGCAACAGUUCCAGUACGAUGACAGCGGCAAUACCUUUUUCUAUUUCCUAACGUCCUUCGUCGGACUUAUUGUGAUCCCGGCCACAUAUUACCUCUGGCCCCGGGAUCAAAAUGCUGAACAACUGCGCCUAAAGAGCCUGCGGAGGGUGCACGGCAGGUGUCUGUGGUAUCGGCUCAGGCUGAUGAAGUCGCAGCAGAGCAUCGUGCCAACACUAAAGAAAGCAGCCUUGUUAUUUGGGUGGCUCGUGUUUCUGCUGCUGGCCUACAAGGUGUCUAAGCUGGACAGAGAGUACCAGGAGUAUAAUCCAUAUGAAGUCCUCAGCUUGGACCCGGGUGCAUCGCUGUCAGAAAUCAAGAAGCAGUACCGUGUACUGUCACUCAAGUAUCACCCCGACAAAGGUGGCGAUGAGGCCACAUUCAUGAGAAUUGCUAAGGCCUAUGCUGCUCUAACCAAUGAACAGUCAAGGCAGAACUGGGAAAUGUAUGGAAACCCUGACGGCCCAGGAGCAACCAGCUUUGGCAUCGCCCUGCCUGCCUGGAUUGUUGACCAGAAGAACUCAAUGCUGGUGCUGUUGGUGUACGGACUUGCCUUUAUGGUUAUCCUUCCUGUUGUUGUGGGGACAUGGUGGUACCGCUCAAUCCGAUACAGUGGAGACCAGAUCCUCAUCAACACCACCCAGCUCUUUAUGCAUUUCAUGUGCAAGACACCGAAUAUGAACAUGAAACGGUUAAUCAUGGUGUUGACGGCAGCACUCGAAUUCGAUCCUCGCAACAAUAAAGAAGCAACCAUAAGACCCACAGACAACGUUGAAGUGCCGCAGUUGAUCCGUGAAUUAGGAAAUAUCAAUGUGAAGAAGAAGGAGCCUCCGUUCUACUAUCCCUACAGUCUGAAGGCCAGGGUGUUGGUGUUAGCUCACUUGGCCCGCAUGGACGUGUCUGAGGAAUUAGAGGAAGAUCAGAGGUUUGUGGUGAAAAAGACUCCAGCGCUUCUCCAGGAGAUGAUCAAUGUGGGCUGUCAGCUUAUUUUUAUGGCCAACAGCAGAGCUUCAAGGUUCAGCGUGUGUGGUGUGUCGAGAGAAGCUCUUCUGCAUACCUUGCUUACAUUAAUGUUUUUGGGGGUUUUUUUUGCAGUCCUUGAUGAUGAAGACAGUAGUAACAUCACGGCAGGCUCAAUCGUCACAGUAACCGUCACCUUAAACAGGAAACGGAUGGCGGACAUGUUUGAACAAGAGCAAGAGCCAGUGCCGUGUCAAGGAGAUGAGACUGCCACUACAGAGGAAGCGCAAGGAGACACAAGUAAAGCCAAAACCAAAGUGUGGCAGAACAAGAAUAAAGGGGCUAAAAAGACAGCCAAGUCCAAGAAGAAAAAGUUAACCAAGAAGAAAGCCACUCCUGCCCCUGCCAAAAACAAGCAGGCCAAUGGCACCGUGGCAGGAAAUGAAGUCGCAGCAACAACAACAACAGCAGCAACUGUGGCGACAAAGGAGGAAGAUGAUGACGGGUCAGACAAAGGCAGCGAGUCAGACGAGGGCGAAGCCAACAAGGAUUCUCCGAGCGAAAGAGACGAAGACAGCGACAAACAGAGCGACACAGAAGUCGACGAGAUGGCUGGCGACGACGAGGAGGAGUGGGAAGCGUUGCAACAAAGCAUCCAGCGGCGAGAGCGGGCCCUGCUAGAAACCAAGUCAAAGGUGACACACCCGGUCUACAGUCUCUACUUUCCAGAGGAGAAGCAGGAGUGGUGGUGGCUCUACAUUGCUGACCGCCGAGAGCAUACCCUCGUCUCCAUGCCCAGUCACGUGUGCACGCUAAAAGACACAGAAGAGGUGGAGCUCAAGUUUUCAGCCCCCUCCAAAACGGGCAACUACCAAUAUUCUGUUAUCCUUCGUUCUGAUUCCUACCUAGGACUGGACCAGAUCAAACCACUCAAGUUGGAGGUCCACGAGGCCAAGGCCAUUCUGGACAACCACCCGCAGUGGGACAUCCCCGACACGGAGGAGGAGGACGAGGAGCAAGAGGACAGCGACGGCAUCGAGGAGAGUGAAGAUGACGAUGAGGACAACGACUGAGCGCGUGCGUACGCGCUCAGCCCUCCCCUCCCUCCUCCCUUUACCCUCUCAUGGACUUGGCCACACAUUCACUGCUGACCCCGCUCAAGCCAGAAAGCAGUCAGUGAGGAGCAGCGAAGCCACAAACACUCACAGAGUCACCGGGGACAGUUUCUACACACAGAGCCCUCCUCCAUUUAACCUUUGCAAAGUCAUGGACUGUGACCUGAA